Molecule: messenger RNA, 1973 nt
Organism: Nothobranchius furzeri (turquoise killifish)
Lineage: Eukaryota; Metazoa; Chordata; Actinopteri; Cyprinodontiformes; Nothobranchiidae
Gene: nocta
Product: nocturnin a
Biological process (GO): circadian rhythm
Molecular function (GO): poly(A)-specific ribonuclease activity
Source: RefSeq, a predicted model, not a curated record
AAACCACAUGCUUAUAGGGGGGUCCAUGAUCCCGUUGUAACGUUUAAUUUGAUCCUUCUUCGCGUGGAAACAGAGCUGGAGCAGACACCCUCAGCUCUGCAGGCGGACGUGUUGUAAUUUAUGUAUUUGUCGGAGCGACGCUAACUCACCCGGUACCGGAACCAGCGGAACACCCUCGUCCUCCUCCCUCGGAGUUCUGAAGGUCCGGAAUCAUGAUGCAACUUUUACCGGCCGGCCUUUGACCGCGCAGCGCUUCCGCCUCUCGUCGGAGGACAAUUUGUUACUUUUUGUUCUAUAACGGCUAAAUUAGUGACAUGAACUCCGCUCGGCGCUGUUCGUCUUUAUUCGGUCAAAUGUGUGUUUCCGGAGCUCGGUACUGUCACGGAGGAGGAGGGGGGGUUGGAGGGACCGGUAUCCCGCUGAAGGCGGCACGAGCCACCAGCACCAAGGCUGGUACAGCACCAGUUUGUCCAAUGGGUGGCAGCAGCAGCAGCAAGUUGUUUGGUACCAUGGCCCAGACCCUUAACAGUGAUCCCCUGGCCCAGCCUGACCCAUACCUAAAGGAGAACCCAGACCAGGAUGAGGACCAGCACCUAGCUGAGGUGGAUCCAAAUCUGCUGCUCAGAGAGUGUGAGAAGGUUCUGCAGAAACGUCCAGCCCGGCCCCACAGGGUUCUGGUCCAACCCAGCAGCACGGCGCGCUGCAGCCAUAAGCACAACCCAUCUAUACGGGUGAUGCAGUGGAACAUCCUGGCUCAGGCUCUUGGUGAGGGGAAGGACCGGUUUAUCUGCUGUCCUCUAGAAGCUCUCAACUGGAAUGAGCGGAAGUACCUGAUCCUGGAGGAAAUCCUGACCUACCGUCCUGACAUCCUCUGUCUGCAGGAAGUGGACCACUAUUAUGACACGUUCCAGCCCAUCAUGGCGAGCUUAGGUUACUGUGGCAGCUUCCUGGCCAAACCCUGGUCCCCUUGUCUGGACGUUGAGCAGAACAACGGUCCAGAUGGAUGUGCUUUGUUUUACCGCCAGUCACGCUUUAAUCUCUUGACCACAGCUCACCUACGGCUCUCCGCCAUGAUGCUCCCCACCAACCAGGUGGCCAUUGUCCAGACCUUCAGGUGCCAGAUGACAGGAAGGUGGUUGUGUGUCGCAGUCACACAUCUGAAAGCUCGUAGUGGCUGGGAAAGACUGAGGAGUGCUCAAGGUGCUGACCUGCUGCAAAGCCUGCGAGACAUUACAUCACAAGGUCCCAACCAGAACCAGGACGUUCCAAACACCAUCCCUGUAGUUGUGUGUGGGGACUUCAACGCUGAGCCCUCUGAGGACGUGUACAGGCGCUUCAGCUCCUCCCCUUUAGGCCUGACCUCAGCCUACAGGCUGCUGAGCUCAGAUGGACAGUCGGAGCCGGCCUACACCACGUGGAAGAUCCGCCCCUCCGGAGAGAGCUGCGGUACGCUGGACUACAUUUGGUAUACCCAUGGUGCUUUGAGUGUGGAGAAGCUCCUGGACAUUCCUACAGAGGAGCAGAUCGGUCCAGGCCGCCUCCCCUCGUACCACUACCCGUCUGACCACCUAUCACUGCUGUGUGACAUCAGCUUUAGAGAAGAGCCUCAUAGGCUGAUGUAGACGGCCACUUAGAGGACCUGGAGCUCUUCACACUGAGUAGAAACAUCUAACAGCAGUAGAGCGGAUCCAGGAGCAUCUAGACGGCAUGCCUGACUUCAUGCCAAAUAUCCCAGGAUGCCUUGGUGUUAAGUGACGUUUUCUUCAAACUAGCAUCAGAUUGCUGGUAAACAGGAAGCUGAUGGCGGUCAUUGUUCUCUCAGUUUGCUCCUUAGAUCAUUAUAGGAUCAUAAAUUAUACUUUUAUUCUUCUGAGGGUUUAAUUAAGGUUCAAUGACGGUUCCAAAGUUUUUGUUUUUAAUGUUGGCAUUGCUAUGACAUUAAUAUAGAAAUGUUAAUAAAGUGAGACUUUUCA